Daldinia loculata is the source of this 381-nucleotide messenger RNA. RefSeq lists its product as uncharacterized. The transcript is spliced from 2 exons. Lineage: Eukaryota; Fungi; Ascomycota; Sordariomycetes; Xylariales; Hypoxylaceae. The coding region runs from base 1 to 381 and encodes 126 amino acids. The record is from RefSeq and is a predicted model, not a curated record.
AUGUGCACCCAGUACUACUCCAGCUUCACCCAGUGCCCCUGCCAACUAAAGCGACUCUUCUGGCUCUGCAAGCACGGCCGUCUAUCGCCCAAGUGCAAGUCCGUCCAGAAAGUCGUGCUCAAGUCCGGCGACGCGCUCUGCGACCGCAACCUAUGGGUCCGGUAUGGGCCGGACCCGCUCUGCCGCGAGUCCGUCUCCUCCGCCACCGUCGCCGACACCUUUCUCUUCCCUCCCCCCGCCGACCCCUACGAUUCUUCCUGCUGGGAGAGCGAGCCCGACCCGGACCCGGAAAGCGAGGAUCCGGAGAUCGGGUCGGAUACUAGCUCUGGCAGCGAGUACUCGGGUAACGAGGACCCAGAGGGCGAGAUGGACUGUGAGUGA